Messenger RNA from Pseudozyma flocculosa PF-1, 300 nucleotides. RefSeq lists its product as uncharacterized. Bases 1 to 300 code for a protein of 99 amino acids. Lineage: Eukaryota; Fungi; Basidiomycota; Ustilaginomycetes; Ustilaginales; Ustilaginaceae. The record is from RefSeq and is a predicted model, not a curated record. The transcript is spliced from 2 exons.
AUGUCAGUGACGGCGCCGCGCUUUUCGGGGUGCACCAUCUUUGGCACGGACACGGGGACGUGCUGCACGACGUUCCCCGUCACGGCCAACAUAACCCAGGGCAGCGUGACGUGCCAGACGAGCAGCGACCGCGUCAAGGCGCUACAGCAGGACGUCGCCAAGUCGCUCAAGUGCACCGGCUCCUCCAGCAGCGGCGCGGCGCCGGCGGCUGGUCCGACGGGGUCAAUCGCAGCCAAUAGGUGGACACUCGUCCUCGUCGGCGCUUCCGUCGCACUUGCCGUCGUAUCGGGCGCCGUCUAG